Messenger RNA from Lathyrus sativus (Indian pea), 1431 nucleotides. NCBI's taxonomy places the organism in Eukaryota, Viridiplantae, Streptophyta, Magnoliopsida, Fabales, Fabaceae. The record is from the annotation of a GenBank genome assembly.
AUGGCUCAAUUGCUAUCAUCUUCUUGCUCCUUGACUUUCUCUUCUACAAAUAAACCAACUUUAAAACCUUUUAACCAAUGUUCAGCAUCAUUUUCUAAUAGAGUUGGUUGUAAUUAUUCUUCCAGAACUCGAUUUAGACGUCUUUUUUUGCGAGAACAGAAGCCAAGCAAACGUUUUGCAGUUGUAAAUGCUGCGACUGUUUCAACCGGGCAGGAAACUCCGGUUCAAACUAAUUCCGGGGAGCCUUUUAAACCGAAGCGGGUUAUGGUCAUUGGUGGAGAUGGAUACUGUGGUUGGGCAACUGCCCUCCAUCUUUCUAACAAAGGCUACGAUGUUGCCAUUGUUGAUAACCUUGUUCGACGCCUUUUCGAUCACCAGCUCGGGCUAGAUUCUUUGACGCCGAUUUCCUCCAUUCAGGAUCGUAUUCAGCGUUGGAAAUCGCUUACCGGGAAAAGUAUUGAGCUAUUCAUUGGUGAUAUAUGUGAGUUUGAGUUCUUAUCUGAGACGUUCCAGUCUUACGAGCCUGAUGCUGUUGUACAUUUUGGGGAACAGCGGUCUGCUCCUUACUCUAUGAUAGAUCGGUCGAGAGCUGUGUAUACACAGCAAAACAAUGUUGUCGGGACACUGAAUGUGCUCUUCGCUAUAAAAGAGUAUAAAGAGGAUUGCCAUCUAGUUAAGCUUGGGACAAUGGGUGAAUACGGGACUCCGAAUAUUGAUAUCGAGGAAGGUUAUAUUACCAUUACUCAUAAUGGAAGAACAGACACUUUGCCGUACCCGAAGCAAGCUAGCUCAUUCUAUCAUUUAAGCAAGGUGCAUGAUUCACAUAACAUAGCUUUCACUUGUAAAGCUUGGGGGAUUCGUGCGACUGACCUGAAUCAAGGAGUAGUAUAUGGAGUAAAAACAGAUGAGACUGCAAUGCAUGAAGAGCUGUGUAAUAGGUUUGAUUACGAUGCAAUAUUCGGAACUGCGUUGAAUCGGUUUUGUGUUCAGGCUGCUGUUGGUCAUCCACUCACUGUAUAUGGUAAAGGAGGCCAGACUAGGGCCUUCCUUGACAUAAGAGAUACAGUCCAAUGUGUUGAGCUUGCAAUUGCGAACCCGGCCAACCCUGGAGAAUUUCGAGUCUUCAAUCAAUUUACGGAACAAUUUAAAGUGAGUGAACUAGCCAACAUUGUUACAAAAGCUGGCGAGAAGCUAGGUCUUGAUGUGAAAACCAUAUCAGUUCCUAACCCAAGAGUGGAGUUAGAAGAGCAUUAUUACAAUUGCAAAAACACUAAACUAGUUGAUCUUGGACUAAGACCACACUUUCUUUCGGAUUCCCUCAUUGAUUCACUUCUCAACUUUGCGGUUCAGUAUAAAGAUCGCGUUGACAAGAAGCAAAUUAUGCCUGGUGUUUCUUGGAGAAAGGUUGGGGUCAAAACAAAAACUAUUUAA